This is a messenger RNA of Aspergillus mulundensis, 1224 nucleotides long. RefSeq lists its product as uncharacterized. The record is from RefSeq and is a predicted model, not a curated record. The transcript is spliced from 4 exons. Lineage: Eukaryota; Fungi; Ascomycota; Eurotiomycetes; Eurotiales; Aspergillaceae. Gene Ontology annotation, molecular function: O-methyltransferase activity. The coding region runs from base 1 to 1224 and encodes 407 amino acids.
AUGGCUCCAAUCAACGGGACGACCACCGAUGAUCCUGUCAGUCUGAUCGCCAAACUCCAAUAUCUCGCUCCAAGACUCUCCAACACCGACGAUCCCCACGCAAGGAGAGAAUGUCUCCAGCUCAGCAAAGCACUCACGGCCCAGCUGGACCAGCCGGAGAAUGUCGCGGUGGACAUGGCAUUCUCGCCCAUGAUUGCAGUCACUGCGCGAAUCGCAGUUGAUCUGAAGCUCUUCGAGCUCAUUGUCCAGCAUGGUCCCGUCACAGCAGACAAGCUAGCUACCCUCUCUGGCGCAGAGGAGCUCCUAAUCGUUCGCCUCCUCCGCCUCCUCUGCUCCGUGCACUUCGUCCACGAAUCUUCAACCCCCGGCCAAGCCUCCAUCCCCAGCUACUCCGCCACACGCAUCACACACGCCAUGGCAACCCCCGAGAUCGCUGCGGGCCACCGCAUGAUCUCACAGCUCAUCGUCCCCGCCAUGCAGAGCGCCCCAGCCUUCUUCACGCAGCACGGAUACUCCUCACCCACUGACCCGAAGAACGGCCUUGUGCAGCUCGCCUUCAACACGGACAUGACCAUGUUCGAGUACAUCGCGUCGGUCCCGGCCCUGAUGCAGGACUUUAAUCUCUUCAUGGGUAAUACCAUGGGGGCCCGCGGGUACUGGGUUGACUGGUAUCCCGUGCAAAACCGGAUUCUGGACGGGGCAAAGCAGGAUAACGCAUUGAUUGUGGAUGUGGGUGGUGGGAAGGGGCAUGAUCUGGUGGCGUUCAACGAGAAGUUCCCUGGGGCGGGACGGCUUGUAUUGCAGGAUCUGGCGGCUGUUACGGAUGCGCUGGAGCUGGAUGAUCUAGGUAGUAAGGGGGCGAUCGAAAAGGUCGCGUAUGACUUUUUCACGGAGCAGCCGGUGAAAGGCGCAAGAGCCUAUCUCUACCACCACAUCCUCCACGACUGGUCCGAUGCGUUCUGCCUGCGCAUCCUCGAGCAGGUCGUCGCCGUCAUGACGCCAGGGUACUCGAGGCUCCUGAUCCACGAGAUGAUUGUUGCGGAGGCCCGCGCGCCGCAGUUCCAGGCGCAGCUGGAUAUGACUAUGAUGGCGUUUAACAGCGGCAUGGAGCGCACGAGGCGGCAGUGGCGGGAGCUCCUGCAGAGGGCGGGCCUGCAGGUCGUGGAGUUCUGGGAGCCGAAGGAUGAGGGCGGGGAUGGGAUUGUUGAGGCAGUGAGGGUUUAA